AUGCGCCGCGCUAUCUACGAAGAAAUCAACGUAUUAGAAGCAGGGCAGGUCAACAGUAACUUGUACUUGCAUGAAACACCAGCCACGAUGUCAUUGUUAACUGGUUCAGGCUUUAGACCACGUGCACGACAGGAUAGGGAUAAGAAUCACGUGCAUCCACAUCCACGUACACAACAACAACAACAACAACGUUUUACAAACGCUAAGGUAUGUAUAUUUUGUUCAAGCAAUACGCACUUUGUUAAUGAUUGUAACGUUAUGAGGGACUACGAAUCCAGAAUCGCAGUGGUGAAAAACAAACGUCUAUGUUUUAACUGUUUGGGAACACACCAAGUAUCUAACUGUAAGUCUCAGAAAAGAUGUAGAAACUGUCAGAAAAGACACCAUACCAGUAUAUGUCAGACCUCAUCUCAAGUUCAACCGCCAAUACAGACGUCUUCAGCAUCUGCAGUCAGUGACAACCAGCUACAACAUCAGACUGCAGCGUUGCAUACUUACGAUCAUAUCACGUUUGAGCAGACGACAUGUGGGCAACAAACGCCGCACGUGCUACUUAAGACAGCGAUAUCUCCCGUAACAUGCGGUAUCAUUUCAGCAGAUACUAACAUUCUUUUCGAUGAGGGUUCUCAAAGAUCAUUUAUCACGAGAGAGCAUGCAGACAAACUUAGACUUACAUCCACGGGAACUGACACUUUGCACUUGGCGAGUUUUGGAAAUUCGAAGAAUGAAGUGCGCCACCUAGACACUGCCACAGUGUUUUUGAUUACGUCCACCAAAGAGAAAAUACCGAUUAAUGUGCUGAUAGUGCCAACUAUAGCAGUACCGUUUCAGAAAUACAUCAAAAAUGUUUCCCACUUACAGCACUUAAAGGGUCUCAAAUUAGCGCAUCCGCUGACAGAAGACACAACGUUCGAGGUUCAACUUCUCAUUGGUGCAGAUUACUAUUGGAGAAUCGUUGAAGACGAAAUCAUCCGAGGUCCAGGACCUACAGCAGUCGCUUCCAAGAUUGGCUAUCUUCUGUCCGGUCCCGUCCCUUUUCAUGCGUCAUCUAGCAGAGCCACUACUAGUUUAACAUUGAAUGUUAUCACGCAGUCACCCCAAGAUACUGACCUAGAAAAUUUUUGGAAACUUGAGAGCCUUGGCAUUCAACAGAGCGAAGAUGAAAUCCCAGAGAGGAGUUACAUGCCAGAGUAUCAAGACACGUCAAUUAUGUUUACUGGAGACAAGUAUGUAGCGAAAUUACCCUGGAAAUUAGACCACCCCGCCCUUUCCACUAACUACGGCAUCGUGAAACGCCGAACUGAGACAUUGGUCAGUAGAUUACGUCAAGACCCUGUGACAUUGAAACAUUAUGGAGAUAUUAUCAGGGAUCAAGAAAGCAGAGGUUUCAUAGAAGAAGUUUCAGAUACAGACCAACCCCACAACAGUGUCCACUACAUUCCACAUCACGCUGUGAAGAAAGAAUCAUCUACAACACCUGUACGCAUUGUCUACGACUGUAGUUGUCGCAUGUCACGGAAUCAUCCGAGUUUGAACGAUUGUUUGCAGUCGACACCCCCAGAGCUCAACGAUCUUACAGCCAUACUAGUUAGAUUCAGACUCAAACAGUACGCCGUAGUCACCGACAUAGAGAAGGCUUUUCUUCACAUUGGAUUACACGAAAAUGACCGAGACAUGACGAGAUUUCUUUGGCUUUCAGACCUAACCAAUCCAGAGAGUGCACAAAAGACAUAUCGGUUUAAAUCUGUACUUUUUAGCGCGGUAUGUUCUCCAUUCAUUUGGAACGCAACACUCUUGAAACAUCUACAGAGAAACGCAAAUACAUGGGUCAGUAAUAGACUACAGAGUGACUUAUAUGUAGACAACUUCUUAUCCAGCCUUGACAAAGAAACAGAUGUCAUCAGUUACUUCCAUCAAUCACGUGAUCUCAUGUCAGAAGCAGGAUUCACACUUAGGUCAUGGAAUUAUAACAGUCACAAACUGAGAGAUACAGCGAGACAACUUAACAUUCAAGACAAAGACGAAGUAACCAAACUAUUAGGAUUACGCUGGGAACCAGAGACAGAUAUCAUGACAUACCAAGAAAGACCAAUAGAGACAAGCGCAAUUACGACCAAGAGAUACAUACUGCAGAGCCCAUCCCGGAUUUACGAUCCACUUGGUUUUCUAACCCCAAUCACAGUGAAAGUCAAGAUAUUACUUCAAGAUAUUUGGAAAGACAAGUUCGAUUGGGACACAAUGCUACCAAGAUCCUACCAACAGAGGUGGUUACAGAUAGCAACAGACUUGAACACAGCAAUGAAAACCCAAUUCCAGAGAUCUUACUUUGCCGAAACAGACGACAAUCAAGAUGCAGCAGACGACACAAAACUUCAUAUAUUCGUCGACGCAAGUACUCAGUCUUACGGUGCAACAGCUUAUUUUUGCAGAAGAAAUCACUCAUCAUUAGUAAUGGCUAAGAACAGAGUCGCACCAUUGAAACCCCUCACCCUACCAAAACUUGAACUUAUGGCGGCUGUCAUAGGAGCUCGACUUUCCCAACAUCUACGAAAAGCACUAGGUAUAGACAAGAUAGAUUACUGGUCAGAUAGCCAGAUUGUUUUACACUGGUUGAGUAACCCGGAAAAAAACCAACCGAUUUAUACGGAGACGAGUUGA
Messenger RNA from Mercenaria mercenaria, 2658 nucleotides. RefSeq lists its product as uncharacterized. The transcript has a single exon. The coding region runs from base 1 to 2658 and encodes 885 amino acids. The record is from RefSeq and is a predicted model, not a curated record. NCBI's taxonomy places the organism in Eukaryota, Metazoa, Mollusca, Bivalvia, Venerida, Veneridae.